GCGCAGGCGCCCGAGCUGCGCGUGGGGGCGGAGCAGCCCCGCAAGCCGCGGAGCGAGGGCGCAGAAGUUACGGGAGCCGGAAUCAGGCACUCUGCAUAGGCACCUUGGGCAGUCCGGAUCCCAAGAGCCCUCACGGCGCCGGGGUCCUCGCAGGCGCAGCCGGGAGACCGCACGUGUUGGGAGCAACAUGCCUAAGUCCAAGCGCGACAAGAAGGUUUCCUUAACGAAGACCACCAAGAAGGGCUUAGAACUCAAACAGAACCUGAUAGAAGAGCUUCGAAAAUGUGUGGACAUGUACAAGUACCUUUUCAUCUUCUCUGUGGCAAACAUGAGAAACAGCAAACUGAAGGAUAUCAGGAGUGCCUGGAAGCACAGCCGGAUUUUCUUUGGCAAGAACAAAGUUAUGAUGGUGGCUUUGGGUCGAGGUCCUGCUGAUGAAUAUAAAGACAACUUGCACCAGGUCAGCAAGAAGCUGAGGGGUGAGGUUGGCCUCUUGUUCACCAACAGAACAAAGAAGGAAGUGAAUGAGUGGUUCAGUAAGUAUACAGAAAUGGAUUAUGCCCGGGCUGGUAACAAAGCGACCUUCACUGUCAACCUGGAUGCAGGGCCCCUGGAGCAGUUCCCCCACUCGAUGGAGCCUCAGCUGAGGCAGCUCGGUCUACCCACUGCCCUCAAGAAAGGUGUGGUGACUCUCAUCUCUGACUACCAAGUGUGUAAAGAGGGUGAUGUGCUGACCCCUGAGCAGGCCCGAGUCCUGAAACUGUUUGGGUUCGAGAUGGCAGAAUUCAGGGUUAACAUCAAGUACCUGUGGCAGGCUGAGUCAGGGAAGUUUGAGCAUCUGGGGGAGGAUGCAGAGGAGGAGGAUGACAAUGACAGCAGCUCCUCAAAGGAAUCAGAAGAUUUGGAGGAUGAUGACUGACUGGAGCCAGCACAGCCCAGGGGCCCCUUCCACAGGGUGCAGGACUCGCCCUGUCCAGCUUCUCCGAGCGGCUGCCUCCCUUCUCUAAGGGAAAAGAGACUGACUUUGCAGGACUCUCAGGAGGGAGAGAGGUGCCACGCACACGGGACUGUAUUUUUAUGUAGAAUAAAGCAUUGUCCAUGGAGUGGGUGCACCUGGGCUCUCCCUGGGGACAAAGGGCAGAAUGUGGCUCCACGCUGUGAGGGCUGGCAGGGGUCUGGCCUUCUGCCCACUUCUCUGAGGUUUUAGCCUUGGAGGCUCCAAAGGAGUGGAGGUGAUGGUCUUGGGCUUCUCCUUCAGCCCGGCUCCGGCUUCCUCCGGGUGUCUGUGAUAGAAAAUGCCAAAGUCGGGAUUUUGGACGCUGCAGCCCCUGGCCCCACUGCAGUGAAGCGGUCAGCGGGGGAGCACAAAGGGCCCGGGUGGCUAGGACCCUGAGAGUUGGGUUCCAGCGUCCACAGCGCGAGAGAGCCUGGCUUGGGCCGUGUGUAAGGUAGCGGCGGUGGGACCCAUGCCUGAAACGCCAGUGCUUGGCCCCAGGCCCCGGGGAGACAGCAGCGUGUCUCACUCUUAGUUACCCCCACAAUACCGACUCCCACCCUGACAGCACUUUCCACAGGACUUCCUUCUGACGUAGGUGUGUUGAGUGGUGUCUCCUUUUUACAGAUGAGGAAGCUGACUAAAAGGUUUGACUUGCCCAUGUUCAGACAGAGGAUUCGAACGCAGGUCUGGAUUCCAAAAUCUGGUGCUUGUCCCGCUGUACCAUGCUCCAGAGCUUGGUGCCAGUGACAGCAGGGCACCAGGUGACCUACUGGGGAUGCAGGGGCGUUCUCAGAAUAUUGCGGCCUCAGGUUCCCCAGCCCUGAUCUUGGGGCUCUUCCCCAAUUCUGUCAUGGCCUCUGUGGGCAGUAGCCGGUGAAGCCCACAGACUCUGUCUCAGAAUGUGUUUGAAUGUUUAAAAUUCCAGCAUCACAAAGGAAGCCAAUCAUUGAAAUACAAUUAUCCGGAUAUUUUCAAACAGGUUAGGAACCCCAGGCUAGGGGCAGAUCGUCCUUUUUUUCUUUCUUUUUCCCAGCUAAAAGCCCACAUUUGUAAGCCUCUCAGUCCCCCAUAAUGCCUUUCCCCUAUUGAUCAUUUCCCCAUUUAUCCUGGCCUUGUCUUGUUUCUACACUGUCGUUUGCACGUUGUCUUCCUGGGGCCAGGGACUGUCUUUUGCCUUUCUAUCCCCACAGUACCUGGCACAUAGUAGGAGCUUAAUAAAUGCUUGUUGGUUGUCUGACUUGGGCAAACGGCCCAAAUUGGAAAGGGCCUCAGCCCAGACCUCCAGCUGGGAGGACCUGAGGACCGAUGCCUAGAAGGAAGGCUGUGAACCCUAACCAAGUGUUUAGAUCCCCUCACACUUAGGUGAUGGGAGUGUGUGUGAUCCAUCUAGUGAGACUCAGUUGGGAGAGCUGGCUUCCUGAUCCUGGCUCUUGUCAUCCUCUGGGAGACCUUGCUACAGUAGAACAGGGAUGGUGGUAACAAGGGAAGUCCUCAACAAGCUGGUGUUUGUACUUGUGGCUAUGUAAUUGGAAUAGCACCAAUCCUGGGAAGAUGGAGUGUAUUUCAGUCAACAUUUAUUAAGCACCUACUGUGUUCAGGCACUGGUUGAGUGCUGGGGACAAAAGAGGCAGAAGACAAGAAGUCUGAGCUCAUGGGGGAAAUCUGGUGAAAUGAGUCCCAUAUUCCAAGUGCCAGGAUGGGGCUUUCCUGGGCCAGGGAGAGGAAAGCUGCUGCUCCUGGUUCAUUUUCCACCAGAAAGUGUACUAACUCCCGGAGCUUGACUCACAACCCAAACCCAUCCCUAUGGGCAGGGGGAGAUUUCAGCGCUUAAAAGAAUGUGUAAAACCAUUAAAAAGCUUUUCAUGGCA
Molecule: messenger RNA, 2865 nt
Organism: Trichosurus vulpecula (common brushtail)
Lineage: Eukaryota; Metazoa; Chordata; Mammalia; Diprotodontia; Phalangeridae
Gene: MRTO4
Product: MRT4 homolog, ribosome maturation factor
Exons: 8
Coding region: 188-919 (243 amino acids)
Biological process (GO): nuclear-transcribed mRNA catabolic process; ribosomal large subunit assembly; ribosomal large subunit biogenesis
Cellular component (GO): nucleolus; preribosome, large subunit precursor
Molecular function (GO): RNA binding
Source: RefSeq, a predicted model, not a curated record